UGACCGCCCCUAGUGUUCCGGAGUGAGUCCAAGAUGUUUUAGAUUAUUUGAUUUUGAGGAAAAUAAGCAACAAUCUACCACAUAAUUCAAAGAUAUAAAAAUGCACCAACCCUCGGAGCCCGCCGUGCCUCACUCAACUCUGUUCGGUCAUAAUUUCUUUCUGCGUCACAUUUUGCAUCCAGUUAAUUGUAAAAUUGUGUUGGACUGACUCCCCCUCCUGGCAAUAAUUAAACUAAAGUGACAGAUUAAAGUUCAGCGUACUUUCCAUGAUUUCCAUGAUCUGUUAUAAAACGCAACAAACGUAACUGAAUUGAUAAAAUCUCCCAACAGCCGGAAUGUCGACCAGUGAUGAAGUGCAUGAAAAUGUGAAGAAAUACUACGGCAGCCGCCUGGCGUCGUCCUGUGACCUGCAGACCAGCGCUGCCUCCUGCGGUGUGUCCUGCCGCCCCGCACCGGGAAGAGUUGCCGAGGCGCUCAGUCUUGUUCACCCCGAGGUGAUCAGGAGAUUCUUCGGCUGUGGCCUUCCAGUUCCAGCAAAGGUCGAGGGCUGCAGAGUGCUGGACCUCGGGAGCGGCUCUGGAAGAGACUGUUAUGCCUUCAGUAAGCUUGUCGGACAGAAGGGCCAUGUCACAGGGAUCGAUAUGGCAGAGGAAAUGAUUGCAGGAUCACGUAAAUACAUUGAGUACCAUCAACAGAAGUUUGGCUACGAUGAGACCAACAUCACCUUCGUCCAGGGGUACAUGGAGAAGCUUUGUGAGGCUGGUAUACAAAACGACUCCAUGGAUAUUGUGAUAUCCAACUGUGUGAUCUGUUUGUGUCCUGAUAAACGAGCAGUCCUGCAGGAGGCCUUCAAGGUGCUAAAGGAGGGAGGUGAGCUGUACUUCAGCGACAUGUAUGCCAGCAAAGUGGUUCCUGAUCAUUUAAAGCAAGAUCCAGUUCUGUGGGGUGAAGGAAUGGGCGGCUCUCUGUUCUGGCGAGACCUCAUCUCAUUGGCCCACAGUGUUGGCUUCAGCACCCCGCGCCUCGUUUCAGCAAGUCACAUCGUGGUCCACAACUGUGAGCUCAAAGCAAAAGCAGGUGACAUCAGCUAUGCAUCGGGCACUUACAGGCUCUUCAAGCUGCCCAAAAAUCCAAAAAUGUCCAAGGCAACAGUGACGUACAAGGGAACUGUGGCAGAUUUCCCUGAUGAAUUGGAAUUUGAUUCCUCACACUCUUUCAAGAAAGAUGUGGCAGUGGAAGUGGAUGGAGAGAUGGCAGCAGUUCUGCAGAGUUCUCGUUUCCUCCCUGAUUUCAAAAUCCAGAUUCUGCAUGAAACAGAGCCAAACUCGGACUCAGCACCACAGUACUGCCACCUCAACCCGUUUCUGCUGGCUGACAGACUGGGCUCCUCGGUGAAACAAUGCUCCAAAACAGGCCAGUAAGGAGCCUGCUGGACGGCAACUGGGAGAGAGGCAACAACAAAAAUAUGUGUUGCUCUUUUUUUUUGUCUCUCUCUUUUCUUCAUAUAUUUUUAGGUGCAUUUUUUUAGGUCCACUGGGGUCUAAGUAAUUACUUGUCCCGUCCAAUAUAGUGAUAUUCAUGUGCCACAGUUUUGUCAGGUAUUUGUAAAUAAUUCAACAGUUAUGUUCACAGUAAAACCUGUAAUAGUAAUAUAAUAAUAUGCGUCAUAAUAAUGAACUUGUGAUUCACUUCA
Messenger RNA from Myripristis murdjan (pinecone soldierfish), 1693 nucleotides. Its product is annotated as arsenite methyltransferase. NCBI's taxonomy places the organism in Eukaryota, Metazoa, Chordata, Actinopteri, Holocentriformes, Holocentridae. Bases 336 to 1421 code for a protein of 361 amino acids. Gene Ontology annotation, cellular component: cytosol. Gene Ontology annotation, molecular function: arsenite methyltransferase activity. Gene Ontology annotation, biological process: toxin metabolic process; arsonoacetate metabolic process. The record is from RefSeq and is a predicted model, not a curated record. The transcript is spliced from 10 exons.